Messenger RNA from Opisthocomus hoazin, 684 nucleotides. Lineage: Eukaryota; Metazoa; Chordata; Aves; Opisthocomiformes; Opisthocomidae. The record is from RefSeq and is a predicted model, not a curated record.
UUCAAGAUGGCAGGAAGAGAGUUUCUUGAACCAGAUGCUCCGCAGCAAAGACUAUAUUUGGAAAAAUUUAAGCGGAUGGAAGUCAUACAAAAGAUUUUCAAUGAGCUUCCUAAAGCAGAUCAGAACCUUUGUAAUCACGGAUCGUACUUCCUCGCAGCAAACUCAAGCUUAUGUGGCUUGGCCGCAAAUAAUUUCUUCAGGAACAUCCUGCACAUCAGAAGGGCUUUCAUGCUCUCUGCUGUGCCAAUGGCUGUUGUUCCGUUCCUUUCAACAGCAGCAGUUUACGAAGUUUUUGUGCGUGAGCCUUUAUUUUCAGGUGAGCUAAGCUGUGAGGUCUGCGCUGUGGUCAGAGGAGGACUGAUAGGGGCUGUCGUGGGUGGGUUCUACCCCGUUUUCCUGGCUCUCCCCAUGAACGCAAGCCUUGCCGCCAGGUACUCUUCAUCUCCCUUGCCAGGGAAGGAAAACGUGUUACGCUUCUGGCUCACAACUGCUCAGCCGGUCUUUAGAAAGAUGAGUUUGGGUGUACUUGUACAGGUUCUAACUGGAUUGUAUCUUGCCACUAAGCAUCACGGAAUAUAUGUCAAAAUACUGCAGCACAUGAACGCCAGCAGGGAUCCUGAAGAGUUACAAGGAUGAAGUUAAGCAACUUUUCAAUUGCCUUGGAUAAGUAACUGUAAUAAACAA